Messenger RNA from Ctenopharyngodon idella (grass carp), 6996 nucleotides. RefSeq names its product inositol-trisphosphate 3-kinase B (gene itpkb). Gene Ontology annotation, biological process: inositol phosphate biosynthetic process. Bases 478 to 2409 code for a protein of 643 amino acids. Gene Ontology annotation, molecular function: inositol-1,4,5-trisphosphate 3-kinase activity; inositol tetrakisphosphate kinase activity. The transcript has 8 exons. Gene Ontology annotation, cellular component: cytoplasm; nucleus. Lineage: Eukaryota; Metazoa; Chordata; Actinopteri; Cypriniformes; Xenocyprididae. The record is from RefSeq and is a predicted model, not a curated record.
CAGGGAGGCUCUGCCUGUUCCGUUGAGUUCAGACUCACUGUCAUUUUAACUUCCUUCCUGCCUUUUGUACAUUAAACAAACAUACGGCUCUGACGCGAGGUGUCGAACAGCUCGUGCGAUACACAGUAACAUAGUUACAUUGAUUUAAAUUGGCGAAAGAACUCCUGGAAUGUAGCAGCAGCAGCAGCAGCGGAGGAGCUUAAGUUAUUAUUCUGCUACGUGUCCCGAAUUCGCGAAUACGCGCUUCUCGGACAAUUUAAACAACAGCGUCUGCAACAAGGAGACUUGUAGCACUCUGCUAAGGAUGAACCAGUAGUGGACAUAAUAUAUGAAUGAGGAAAGGAGUCAGGGAUUGUUUUUAUUCUACGUGUCCGCUUUCCUUCGGUCCCUCCUAAAGAUGGUUGGCUCCAAAGGCCAGUGGACCUUGGAUGAAUAGACCUAAAUGGGAGCAAAAACGGACAGAGUCAGCCUGCCAUUAUGGCAGCUUAUGCUCUGAACAGCCUGAUAAUGAUGAACCCCAACAACCUGACCAAUAAGAGCAGCCCUCGGACAGGAAGGCCUGUGCUCCCAGUGCCCAGAGGUCCCUAUAGCCCAGGCAGCCUGAGCCCUGGGUCUGCAGGCAAUUCCUUUGUCUUCCCAACAGGUACCAGUUCCAGCUGUCAAAGGGCAUGUUCACCAUGUCGACGGCCAGAAUCACUGGGCGUGCAUGUGGGAAGUCGAGUGCGCAGACUCAGUGGGUCUGGCCUAGAGGAAGAACAGGAGAACGAAGAGCGGCGUGCCGCUCAGCAACUUGAGCGCCACAAGGAACUGCAGAACGUGGAGGUGAACAAGAAGGUGGACCUGUUUGAGGCCCAAAUAUCAGCUCAGGCUCACAGCCGAGAGGUUCAACGAAGCCCUCGGAUUUCCAGGAAAACUCCCCCGAACUUUGGCCCUGUCCAAAUUGGCAACCUCUGCUUGAAUGCAGAGGAAACACUUGCGACACAAAACAAGGAUCACUCAACAGGGAUCCCCAAUGAACUGCAAAAUGGAAAGCGCUUCUCCUGCAUGGAGGAGGGGCUGCAGGUCAGCAGUGAAGAGAAGGACAGGGCUGACCCAAAUACAGAAGAGGGCGGCCCACUUGAGAGCACAUCAGCAGGAAUUAAGAGCGAAGCUGACAGCCCUACAGACAAUCACUCUAGGACUUCACCAGAGUGCUCAGCAUCUUGGACCGAGACAUGUUUGACAAAGCCGGGAGCUGAGCCAACAGAAACCCAGGCAGAGUCUGACGGAGUCAGUCCAGAGCUGGGCUCCAUCCCUGCUGUCAUUAUUACGGACCACGGCAUGGAGGUCAGUGGGGAGGGCAAGGAGCCCCAAGUUAGUCCUCAACCUGGCAGAGCCGUGAGAAAGCUGUCCUCUUCUUCUGCCUCCUCAACGGGAUUCUCCUCAUCCUGGGAGGAAUCAGAGGACGACAUCUCCAGCGACCCAGAGCGGUCCCCAGCUUUCCUGCAGACACAACAGAAAGCGCAUAAAUCAUGGAAGAAGAUCAAGAACAUGGUGCACUGGUCACCAUUUGUGAUGUCCUUCAAGAAGAAGUACCCUUGGAUCCAGCUGGCUGGCCAUGCAGGCAAUUUCAAGGCUGGAGCUAACGGUCGCAUCCUGAAGAAACACUGUGAGUGUGAGCAGCAAUGUCUCGAUAGGCUAAUGAGAGACGUGCUAAAGCCCUACGUUCCUGCCUACCACGGAGAUGUAGAGAAGGAUGGAGAGAGGUACAAUCAGAUGGAGGACUUGCUCGCAGACUUUGACCUACCGUGUGUCAUGGACUGCAAGAUGGGCAUCAGGACAUAUCUGGAAGAGGAGUUGACGAAAGCCAGGAAGAAGCCUAGCUUGAGAGCUGACAUGUACCAGAAGAUGAUCGAGGUGGAUCCCGAAGCCCCUACGGCAAAGGAAAACGAACAGAAAGCAGUCACUAAGCCGCGCUACAUGCAGUGGAGGGAAACCAUCAGCUCCACCGCCACUCUAGGCUUCCGUAUCGAGGGCAUCAAGAAUGAGGACGGAACAGUAAACAGGGACUUUAAAAAGACUAAGACGCGGGAACAAGUGACUGAGGCCUUCCAAGACUUUGUCAAAGGAAACAAGAACAUCCUGCAUUCCUAUCUGAACCGUCUGAAAGAGAUCAGGGACACGUUGGAAGUUUCACCGUUUUUCAAAACGCACGAGGUGAUUGGCAGUUCUCUUUUAUUCGUCCAUGACAAACGGGAGCAGGCAAAAGUGUGGAUGAUAGACUUUGGGAAGACCACACCAUUGCCGGAGGGGCAGGAGCUGAGCCACAGGGCCACCUGGGUGGAGGGUAACAGGGAAGACGGCUACCUCUACGGCCUAGACCACCUCAUAGACAUUAUUUCCCAUAUGCUAGCUCCUAAACCCCACUAGAGUAGGAGGAUUCGAUCUUCUCUCCCUGCCCUUGGGCGGGCCGCCCGCACUACAGUUCAAGACCUCGCUGGGUUCCCCCUAAAGCUAUCCUAACCGAUCGCCCCGUCUCACCAAAAAAGAAAACUGUAAAACUUAAAACAGAAUGCCAGCCGCAAUGGCCUUUUAAAUGAGUGUGUAUGUUUGUAAACUUGUAGAUGCUGUACAUAUAGUGUAAAUGCCAGUGUUUUAGUUCAGAACAUGUGUGAAUAGGAUCUUUGCAGCUAGCGCUUUAACAAACAGGUGAAUCUUAAAGCCACACUCCCUUUAUGUGCAUUCUUUUCAACAUGCUUGUGUUAUGGAAAAGUGUAAAGCACUUGCAGAUAUGUUUUACUCAUGAUCGUCUUAAUAUUUUGUUUUUAGAUGCUGCAGAAAAAUUUUAAGAAUUUAAUUCUCAUCUAGGCACCACUUCUUAUGUGAAACAAAAAUCUAAAUAUUAUAUAUAUAUAUAUAUAUAUAUAUAUAUAUAUAUAUAUAUAUAAUGUUAAAGCCUUACAAUCACAUCAUCUAGUUUAUUGAGAUAUAUUUAUAUUUGUAGGAUUCUAACAAUAUUCAUUUGUUUUAUAGUUUUUUUUACCCUGUUAAGAUAAUAUAAGUAGUGUUAAAAUAUGUCAUUUAUACUGAGUGCCUAUAGUAGAACAAAUUAAUUUAUCCCAUUUGGUGGAUGGUCUUACGCUGUGCUUUUAUACUUAAAUUCUUCAUAUUGACAUUCCUUAAAAAUUCAAUCGCCAUUUUGUGCCCAAGUAGGGCUGGGUAUCGAUACAGAUUUUCCAGUUCCGGUUACAAUUUUCACGGUUACAAGUUCUCAACUUAAAUCCUAAUUAAUACGAUACUUAUGAAUUUGGGUAUGCAUUUCAGUUAUAUUGUCUAGUCUCUCUAUGUUUUUGUUUCAUUAUAAUGAAUCCACUCGAGUCAUUUUGGGAAUGAGGCUAGAGGUCUGCGCAGGAUCAGUUUUCCUGCUCACAAAUUUUAAAUUUUGUCCCCCGCAUAGAGAUCAGUCCCAUUCCAGUACGAUUCUGUCCCUCUUCGGUGUCAUAGGCCAUUUUUUUCUAAUCUAACACACGUAUAUGACGCUUCAGACCUCACCUUGUUGCCUUUGUCGCUAUAGAGCAGGGGUGCCCAACCCUGUUCCUGGAGAUCUACCUACCUGCAAAGUUUAGCUCCAACCCUGAUAAAACACACCUAAAUUCAGAUCUCCAGGAGCACUUGAUAAUUACAGACAGGUGUGGUGAGCAGGGCUGGAGCUGAACUCUGCAGGAAGGUAGAUCUCCAGGAACAGGGUUGGGCACACCUGCUAUAGAGGGUAUGCACUGACGUCACUUUCCCGCCGGAACACACCCCCUCAGCCAGACUGAGUGGCAAAAGAGCCUGCUGCAUGACUGGAUUUAAUAGGGGAAACUGCGAAAACGCAAGUAAAACAAAUGAUUAUCAGUUUAAACUAAAGGUUGGACUCAAUAUAAUGUUCCUUACAACUUACCAAAGAUGCAGUGAUCCAUGGAUAUUGACAGGCAGCCAGGAAUCAUGUUUUCCUGACAUGCCUGAUUUCGACGCCAGGGAAAUACAUAAAGCAAAUUUGCCUGUGAACGCUUUAUAUAAAUACAAUAUAGGUAGGUCUAAAUCCGGGGGAUCACUUGUAUCAAUGUUAUAUACAUCAUCAUAUUGCCCAGCCCUAAAACGUGUAUUGUUUUUGUCAGUGUUUAUUUAAAAACAUCCAAUUAUGCUGAAUAUAAGAUGCUUAAUAUUUAAUUGAUGAGUUGUUAAUACAAUAUAUAACAAUACAAUAUACAGGGUAUGGUUUUACCUCAAAAUUCAACAUAUUGACACAAAAUGAUAACUGCAAAUGCCUGGAGUCCAGUUUCUGUGAAUUGCAGCGAUCCAUUUGCUUCUCUUUUCUGUAGCUUUUGGCAGUCUGUGAAAAUAUAGCUCAGAUUUCUCGUCAAAUCUAUAUGAAAAGUCAAACACACAGCUCUUUCCCGUUUUAGAUGUGUUUUGUGUUGUUUUUGCAGCAUUCACACUGAAAACCAAACCUUUUUUCCACUCAGUGGGCAUAACCGCAGUUACUCCGGCCGACUGUGGCAUCACAUGCAUACCCUCUAUAGUCAAAAGGAAGAUGCCUAGCUGUCAUAAAAUACCCCCCCCCCCAAAAAAUAUUGAGAGUUUCCAACUCCCUGAAAACUUUAUUUUGCGCAGUAGAUAAAUAACAUUCUGUACCUUCAAACAAAACUAAAUUUGAGUAACUUUUAUUUUAUUUUUUAGAUAUUUAUAUUUUCCUGGAGUCCCAUAAGUCAGGUGCCAGGUGCUAUGGGAAUUCAGACCUUACGGGUCGCACUAUAUGUUUUUGGUUCACUAAAAGAAAGAAUAUUUUCUUUGCGAUUCGCCCACUGGUCGCAUUUUUGGUACAACCCCACAACUUAAUAGAAACAUUUCUUGCCAUCAUUUGUAUUGCAUCACAUUCAAAACUGGAAACAAAACAGACUACAAACUUUUCAUAUAUUGCUAACUAUCAUAUUAAAAAUAUGAUUUUUUUUUUUUUUUUUCCUUUUCUUUUUUUUUGCUGUGUCAAGCAGCAGGGAGUUGAUUUGGAGUGAGUCAUUUUAUCAGAACACAGUGCCAUCUGUAGGACAGGAAGCACAGUACAAAUAUUUUAUCACACAGCCACAAAUGUAAAAGAGUAAAAGAUUAAUCGUUAUCUUGGGAUAUUAAGAAUCUACAUCAUAACUGUUCAAAUGAAGAUCACAAUUAAUUGGAAAAUCAAUAUUUUUACCCAGCCCUAUGCCCAAGUGCCCAAAAUAAUUGAGUGUCAAAGUUUUUUCUCAGGAAGUGGCUCCAGUUUAAAAAGAUGUCAGUACCCGCUUGUGGUAUGUUUUCAAGUUCUGCACUUCUAUUGUAUUUGAAAAAAAAAAAAAAUCUGUAAGGGCUGCAAACACCAACUGCCCUUAGAGACACUAUAAUAAGGUUAAAAUAAGAGCUUUUGUAAGAGCUAUAUUUUUUUUUAUUAAUACAGACUGUGAUCUUAAUCUACACAUCUGUUAACCAAAAAUGUCAAGCAUUCCACGCAAGUUCAAACAUAGCAGAUUGUCACAAGAGCCUUAAGAAAUGUUGUUCUUCCUUUGAAAAGUGCCUGAGGGCGCUGUUUGAUGCAGCGCCUCUGAAUGUUGACUCGCUACUCUUCGGAGCGCAUCAUGUUUGAGAGAGGUGAUUGUUGUUUGCAUGACUAUUUGCCAUGCAAAUUAACCAUCCCUGCAUACCCCCAAACAAUGAGAUAAUGCUCAAAGCAAAAUAUCGCUGGAGAUAAAAACUAAUUUGUUGGUCAGUAUGGAAACCAUGUGCUGACACCAGCAUAAACGCAAUCAGUGAUUAGUCGUUGUUGAUUUAGCCCGAGGCGAGGAACACCUAGGGCAGACCUACAGGUCAGGACGUCAACGCCACGCACUCCAGUCACACAGUAAAGGCAGAAGGGUUAUUGAGAGGUCUCAAACCAAAUGUCACCACACUGUUUUUUUUACCCAUCAUAUAUUUGUGACGAGAUUUUGCUGUUGUUAAAUGACCUUUUAUGAAUGCAUAAGGAACAGAGAGGACAAAAGGUGGAUUGGAAACUUUUCUCAAAUCCUGCAGCCACAGUUCCCUAAACAUGAUUAAAAAUGGGUCGGAAAAAUGAAAUGAGUCAAAUUAUAGCUGCUGUAAGUGAUUUUUUUUAAAUAGGCCUACCACAUAUAAACUUCACAACCUGACAGUUGGAUAUCACUAAAAUAUAUAUAUAUUUAUAAAAAAUAUAUAUAUUUAUUAAAAAAAAAAUUUAUAUAUAUAUAUAUAUAUAUAUAUAUAUAUAUACAUACAUAUACACAUACACACAUAUAUAUGAUAUAAUAAAACACUUGCUAUGAAAAAUAGAUUGUAAUACAUGGCUACUUUAAAAAAGCUGACAGGAAACAUUCUUCUUGCCAUCAUAAUGGUGUUGUUACGGCGUGUACCACAAGAUGUGUGACACUAAACUGAAACCUAACCUGAAAAAUUAAAGAAAAAGGUGACUUUUUGGAAACUAAAGUGAUUUUUGCAUUUGAUGGCAUUAAAAAAAAUGCUUAUAGCAGCUUUAAUGAGGUCUAUUCACCUCAAAUUGCAUUUUUCUGAACUAAAUCUUAUAAGGCCAGAUGUACUUUCUCCCUACACAAGCUAAAACAUGGAAGUAGGGCUUCCCCUGCUGUUUACGGUGCUGAAUUACAGAGAACAAACAAAACUGACCAAGUCCUCCUUCUUGCCCUUGAUGUUCAUGCCAUAUUUGUGAGGUGUCAAAAAUUGUGGGAAUUUCUAGUGGUGUCAUACGCAUACUCAUAUUUAUAUUUUAUGUUUUGUUACAUUUUGCACAAGAACACUAAAUGUAGCUGCAUUGUUUGUUUUUUUUUCCCUCUUGUUUGUUUGGCUUUACCUCUCAUAUCUUGGUGAUGUAGUGGUUCACUGUAAUAUAAGCUAAGCUCAUUGCUGUGUAAAAAAAUGUGCAAACGUCUUCAGAGUGUGCUCUGUCUCUUUAAGAAAAUAAAUCUCUGCAACCAGUGA